This is a messenger RNA of Acinonyx jubatus (cheetah), 1566 nucleotides long. It is a transcript of the gene GRXCR2, whose product is annotated as glutaredoxin and cysteine rich domain containing 2. Gene Ontology annotation, cellular component: microvillus; stereocilium base; stereocilium shaft. The coding region runs from base 459 to 1244 and encodes 261 amino acids. The transcript is spliced from 3 exons. The record is from RefSeq and is a predicted model, not a curated record. Gene Ontology annotation, biological process: sensory perception of sound. Lineage: Eukaryota; Metazoa; Chordata; Mammalia; Carnivora; Felidae.
GUAAAACAGGGAUAAUUAUACUUCCAAUGGCUUAUGGGGAGGACAAAUUAAGGCAAUGUGUGUAAAAAUCUCUGGCACCUAUUAAAUACUCGCUAGGUCAUUGUAGUUGGUAAGAAUAUUAAGACACUUGCUAGCUGAUGGUGUAACUAACCCUUGUUGAAUUGGUACUUUGUUCAGUCUAUAUAAAUUUAACCAUUGCUCAGGUUAGGAAAAGCCAGAGUUUGGUUGAAGUUAUUGGGGAGUUUGGGAUCAAAGGGGACCCAAUCUUGUCUUAUGCUGUGCUCUCUCUACUCCAUAAACCCACAAUCGCCUGCCUUUGCAUGAGGAUCUGUCAAUAUUUAAUGUGUGGGUGUCAGUUGCUGUAAACUGAGCAUACCCCAGCACCAACUUGAAUUAAUUAUAUGCAAGAGGAGAGAAAAUAAAAUGACUUCUUCUCAGAGCCCCAAGUUUCAUUGGCUAUGCUGAAGCCAGGAAACCACAGGGUGAAAUUUCUACUGAUGGAGGACUCCGAGAAGAAGCUGAACCAGAAGAGUGACGGCAAACCACGGAAAGUACGAUUUAAAAUCUCCUCCUCCUACAGUGGCAGAGUGUUGAAGCAGGUCUUUGAGGAUGGGCAGGAAUUAGAGUCGCCAAAGGAGGAAUACCCUCACAGUUUUCUCCAAGAGUCCCUUGAACCAAUGGAUGGCGUUUACGGGUCUGGGGAGGCCCCCAAGCCCCGACCACACUCCCCUAAGCUGACUGCUCAGAGGAUCAGCGUUUUUAGAGAGGGCAAUGCCUACACUUUGGCGGGCGGCCAGUCUUUCUUCAAUGAUUACAAGGCGAAUGACCAUAAGUCCCCACCUAUUAUAGAUUUUGGAAAGAUAAUCAUCUACACGAACAACCUGAAAAUCAUCCGAACCCCAAUGGACAAGAGAGACUUCAUGCGGAAAAUGCUCCAGAAGGAAGAGGAGGCCGAGGAGGAGUCUCUGGUGAGCAAAGAAGAAAUCUGUGGAGACAGCGGCCUGAAUGAUGGGCAUUUGCCAGACACGGAAAGCACAUUCCCCCAUAACCAGUACCCACAGGAAGGGGAGCUUCCCGAGGACAACUGUUUUCACUGCCGAGGGUCGGGCAGUGCCACCUGCUCUCUGUGCCACGGCAGCAAGUUCUCCAUGCUGGCCAACAGAUUUAAGGAGUCCUAUCGGGCCCUGCGGUGCCCUGCCUGCAAUGAGAACGGCCUGCAGCCUUGCCAGAUUUGCAAUCAAUAGCCUGUGGCUUUGUAUGUCCGCUGUUAUCGCAUCCUUCCUGAAGUUACUGCUUAUAAACCCCCUCCUUCUCUUCCCUCUCCCAGCAAGGAAGCCACAGUGGCUACCACCACUUCCACCACUGGCAAAACUCAAUUACUUGAUGACAUUUCGUGAGGCUGGUAACAUCUCCAUGUGGUUCUAAGUGGCAGAGGCAUUUUCGAAUUAGAGUCGGCUUUGAAACGGGUUCUAAAAUUAUCCUUCCAGGAACGUGUGCGUGUAUCUUACUUGGCUUAGCUCGGUUUUUUCCUUACACUAGUGAGCAAAUAAAUGCACAUUACAGGCA